GCAUCUGCAUUCAUUAUGUUUCUCCACUCAUUUAUUCAAGUUUUUCCUUUAAUUUUUUUAAUGGUGUAUCUUCCGAUCUGUAGUUCUGCAAUGUUCUUGGACCAUCUUGCAUGCACAGCUCUUUUAAGACCUACCCACAGAUUUUCAAUUAUGUUUAAGUCAGGGGACUGUGAGGGCCAUGCCAAAACCUUCAGCUUGCGUCUCUUCAGGUAGUCCAUGGGGGAUUUCGAGUCAGACUGCUGCGGGCCUGUGCUCCACCGACACUCACAUGACCUUUGGAACAGGCUUCUGGACGAGCAAAGCUCAACACUGAGGCACCAGAAAUAAACAACGGAAAGGCUGAGCUAUACUCCACAUUAUUGUUCACUGAUCUGGAAUAACCACAAAAUAUGGUGUGUGAUGGCUUAAGUUAGAUUUACCUUCAUCAUUUUUUGUAAAAGCUGUGACGUUCAAAUUGAUUUUGCUUCUUUAAAGUCAAAGGUAGUGCUAUGUUAUCCUUUAUCACGUCGUUUCUUCCGACUUCCUACUUCCUACCGGGGUGGUUGACUCUGGAUACAAAUCCAUUGAAUCAUUUACUUCAAGGACUGGUUGGAGCAUGUGGGAUCUCUGUGCUGUGCUCCCUGAUGAGAGUACAUUUGCUUUUAAAGGAGGAAAGCUGGAGUGAUAAAGAUGAAUCAAGCCAGAGGACAUCCAGUCAUCAAAGGGGAACUAAGGGAGGAUUUGCUGCGAUGCUGCAGUUUUUCUUUGUGACUGGGAUGCUGGCUGUAGUGGGUUCCCGUGUGGCCUCUCUGGUGGUGCUAGAAUUUAGUCUUCGAGCUGUCUCUGGAUGGAUAACAGCUGGACCAGAGUCUGGAAGAUUUCUGCAGCAGCUGUUAGUGCAAAGCCAGUUCUCUCUGGGCUGCGCCCUAAGCUGCAGUUUGCACUUUCUCCACGAGGGUGCAUCCCAGCGUUGGCUGUGCCUGCUCCUGGCAGCAGCACUCAGCUGGUUCCUGGCUCAGCAGGCCACACGCCUGCUGCACCAUGUCAUGGCUCUGUAUAAACUCCACAGCUCACAGCGAUACUGCGGCAUCUGCAUCAGCCUCCUCACAUCAGGCCGCUGCCUGCUGCCCAUGCUGUGCAAAACCCUGUUCAUUACCUUCUCUGUGGCUGUGAUAGCUGCUAUAUCAAUCAUCAAUCAACACUUCCUUUCUGCAACAGAAGCCCUCAGGUUUUGGACACCACUGACUAUCUGCUACACACUGUUGGUGGUGCACAUGCAGGAGGAGCAGCACCGUCUGCCCAGCAGCCAGGCUGUCCUGAACACAGUGGUGGUUCGUCUCGGGGGUUUGAUGGUCCUGAUGCUGACUGUUGGACGCUGGAGCGACGUGUUUCACAUCCUAAUGUGUUUCCUGGGUGAGGCCAGCUGUCUAAUCCCCACUAAGGAUCUACUGGAUGCAUCAUCCUCACGGGAUGAAGAGGAUUAUACAGACAACGUAAAAAGAGAACAUCGACGAAGACCACGAGCACAAGAGAAGGAGCAUCAGAGUUAGUCACUUAGUGAUGUUAAAAUCUAGUGGCACUUGUUUUUAAUGGGAGUAUUUAGUGUAAAGUCCUAUUAUGGCUUCAUAAACAGU
Messenger RNA from Thunnus maccoyii (southern bluefin tuna), 1613 nucleotides. RefSeq names its product transmembrane protein 82 (gene tmem82). The record is from RefSeq and is a predicted model, not a curated record. Lineage: Eukaryota; Metazoa; Chordata; Actinopteri; Scombriformes; Scombridae. Bases 489 to 1529 code for a protein of 346 amino acids. The transcript has 7 exons.